Messenger RNA from Hypomesus transpacificus, 3584 nucleotides. RefSeq names its product GA binding protein transcription factor subunit beta 2a (gene gabpb2a). Bases 2036 to 3334 code for a protein of 432 amino acids. NCBI's taxonomy places the organism in Eukaryota, Metazoa, Chordata, Actinopteri, Osmeriformes, Osmeridae. The record is from RefSeq and is a predicted model, not a curated record. Gene Ontology annotation, biological process: positive regulation of transcription by RNA polymerase II. Gene Ontology annotation, cellular component: nucleus. Gene Ontology annotation, molecular function: protein binding; transcription cis-regulatory region binding. The transcript has 7 exons.
UUCCCGUGUUGUUUUAUUUGGCUCAAGUCCAUGAUUCACUCAUUACAAACAGGGUUGCAACAUUAUGCAACAUUAACCACCAUAUUUGCAGAAAAAGAUACUUCCAGAAACAGGAGCUAAAUGCUGCAUUUCAUUUAAUGACUACAAGUUCCCAGUCCGACACGUUUCUUUAAUACAGGCCGAAUAUAAAACGGACAUUUCCCUCGUUAACAUGGAAGGCCUACACCCAUUAAGGAAUGUUGAUCUACGGUCAGUUCGGUUCGAACCGCCUCUCAGAAUAUGAAGACUGCCUUUACUGUCGCAGGCCGAUCUCAGAACUGCGCAUUGAAUCCAGAUUUUUUUCUAUCGAACUUGUAUGCUUGCAAUGUGCCCGCCCACGAGGGAGGUUAAAAAGCUUUGGUUUCCACCUCCGGUGUCGAAGAGCUGCCAUCUUUGUACCCGUUUAUAUACAAAAAUAAGUAAUAAUUCCAACUAAUUAAGAGGGAAAACUUAUUUCAAACGUGAGACAAGUCAAGGGACAUAUGCUCGGUUCAUAAUAAGCACUUGACGCCAGAUCAAGGUAAGGAAUGAACGGCUUUUACAGCUACCAACCCAUGAAUGUAAUCUGGCUCGCGUUAGCUUGCUAACUAGCAAGAUCCCCGCAUCUAAAGUAACAUGCUAUUAUAAAAUCAAGUCUUUAUAGCACGGCAACACAGCCGCAUGGUAGCAGCAGACACGGAGACGAUGUGUAAAUAAAAUGCACAUGGCAGAACGUUUAGUAAACAGGACAUAGCUAGCUACUUUAACUAUGCUGCAUGGUCUCCCACUUGAAAGAGCGGACUAGCUAGCCAUUUUAGCCUAACGUUAGACGCAGUUUUGUUUUGCCAGCAAGCGAAUACAAACAGCGUAAAGGGCAUCAAACGACGGGUGCCAUCAGUUCACACAAGACGGUAAGCAACUUGUGCGCAUACAUAUAACAACAACUUACAAAAAAACACGAUUACUUGUGAAAUGCGAAUAAAAUGUUCCAUAGCACUCGAUGAGGCGUGCGUGAAAGAAUGCUGUUAACCGGAUGUGGAAGUAGUUUUUUCUCUCCGUGUAAAAUAGGAAUUUCUCUACUGACUUCCCCCGGAAAACCAACAACUUAAUAUCAAAGAGUUUCCUGUGUUGUAUUUAAUGUUGCCGAGGGGGUUUAUUAAAUGCUUGUGUUGGAAGUGUUGAUGGGUAAUGGACACAUGGCCGACUCUAUUGCGUUUUCACCACCGAGGCGCGUAAAAUGGCUACUCGGGACCAGGCUCUGGCUUUCACCCCGAAAGAGAGCCGCAUUAGAGUGUGCUUGGUUACUAUGUUGCAAUCAUAAAUCGUCGACUUUUCCUCAAGCGAGCGAUAUAUUUGCCUCAAUAUAAAACGCAUAACAUUUUAGUAAAUAUCGUUUUCGUUGUCGCUUGUUAUAUCAUUUGAGUUCAAUAAUGUUGUCGGAUAGACUUGCUUUAUUACUUUUCCAAAGAGAUAACAUUGUUUUGCGCCAAUGGAUUAUCAGAUCGUCAUGUGCAAAGAUGGUUUCCCCGCCCUCGGCGGCAGUACUGCGUCAGUCCAUCCAUGUGUAAUACACACCAGCGUUCCCUCCAGCGUCGUGGCGCUCUCUUCCACGAGACACUCCUGUUGAGAGUUCUUUGUUUGUGUGUGUGUGUGUGUUUGAUUAAGAUGUUUGUCAGCUUUCUGCAAAAUUGAGUGUUUUGACUGAUAAGCUACAGGUUUACUCAACAUCAAUACCCUACGUUUUGUAUUUUGAAAUGUUAGUAUGUUAAAUAAGUGUUUACCCUAUAAUCCUGUUCAUUCAUUUUAACCCCAAAUCAAGGGAGUAAAGGGAACUAUAUGAUGACAAUGAACACAUAAAGAUCUACAUUAGUCAGAUUUAGUACAUGAAAUAAAGACAACAUAGAUUGACAACUACGAGGUGUCCUGGCUUUGGCCCUAGCCGAGUGCUUCAAACUUUGACCCGUUGUUUGCGGCGUGUCCUGAAGUCCCCCCUCUCUCUCUGUCUUUGUGUGUCCUGAUGCCCUCUCUCUCUCUGUCUGUCUGUCUGUCUGUGUGUCAGAUGUCGCUGGUGGACCUAGGUAAGCGUCUGCUGGAGGCGGCUCGUAAGGGCCAGGAUGACGAGGUCCGAACCCUGAUGGCCAACGGUGCGCCCUUCACCACAGACUGGUUGGGGACGUCCCCCCUCCACCUGGCGGCCCAACACGGUCACUACUCCACGGCUGAUGUGCUGCUCCGCGCGGGCGUCAGCAGGGACGCCCGCACCAAGGUGGACAGGACCCCUCUACACAUGGCCGCCGCCGAGGGACACACACUCAUCGUAGAGCUGCUCGUCAGGAGCGGAGCGGACAUCAACGCCAGGGACAUGCUGAAGAUGACAGCGCUCCACUGGGCGGCGCAGCACGGCCACCAGGGCGUGGCCGAGAUGCUGGUGAAGCACGGCGCCGACGUGCACGCCGUGUCCAAGUUCGACAAGACGCCGUUUGACAUCGCCGCCGACAGCCAGAACGCCGACCUCAUGCUGCUGCUGCAGGAGGGCAUGCAGAACCAGGUGAACCUUAAUGAGAACAGCGCCACUUCCCCCCAGUAUAUCAUCCAGGGCAUCCCUGGACUGCAGGGAGGCGUGGUCAACCUGGCAGACCUCAUCAACAGAGCCAACGCAGUUGAAUCGGAGGACACCAUCGCUGCCAGCUCCCUGGACCCCAGCAUCCAGCGCGUGGUUACCGAGGGAGGUCAGAGGGUCAUCACCAUAGUAACAGACCAGCAUGGCAACCUCCAGACUACAGGCGGGCUGGGUCAGCAGUUCUUCCUCACCAUGCAGAACGGACAGCAGAUGUUGGCGGUGCCGGCCAAUCAGGUGACAGAGGAGGUGGUGGAAGACGAGAUCCAGCCGCCGCCCACACGCAAACGGAGGCUGGAGUCCUCGUCCAAUCACACGGAUUCUGGAGACACGGAGAUGUUACAGAAGCAGCUACAGGAGGCCAACAGGAAGGCACACGAGUACCGCACGCAGCUCCACAGGAAGGAGCAGGAGGCCGAGGAGUACCGCGUCCGCCUGGAGGCCAUGUCCCACGGCCACACCAACGGCAGGGCGUCCCCCGGCCCGGAGGAGGUGGUCCUGGAGGAGGAGGAGCUGGAGGAGGAGGAGGUGGUGGAGGAGGAGCUGGGCGGCGUCCAGGUGGAGCCGGCCGACGGCCAGGAGGAGAUGGUGCUGCUGCACGAGGGGGCGCUCGUUUUGAAGAGCGGUCCGGGGCUGGACUGCGGCGGGGAGCAGGUGACGCUGGUGGAGACCACCUGCGGGGGCGAGGACGGCUCCUAACGCCUGGAGGCUCGGGGGAGGGAUGGAGGGAUGGACUGGAGGAGGAGGAGGGAAAUCAUAAACACGGACUCGGGCUGUUUAAGGAAAGCCUAUACCUUUUUGUCGCAGUUCUUAAUCCUUUACUAUCUCCUCCUUGUUUUGCUCCUUUUAUGUACAAUAGUUCUACUUCCUUCUCUGGUUACUAUGAUUAUUAUUAUUAUUAUUGUUGAGUUGGAGGUCAAGAGGACUUUAAAUAAAGGAAGUGACUGAC